AUGAUGAACGCCACCUAUCGUGAGACAUACCAACCCGUGAGCGCAAACCGACUCAGCGCCGAACUCGAAGCGGAAAUUGCCGCCGUAGCCCAGAGCUGCGACUGCAAGCUGCUGCACGCCGAGUUCCACGGGAAUGUCUUGCAGGUCGUCUUAGAUCAUCCAGACGGCACCACCCUGCAGCACUGUGAAGCGGUCUCCAGGCAGCUCUCCCCCAUCCUCGACCUGAACGACUUCGGCGGCGGCAAGUACCUUCUAGAGGUCAGCUCGCCCGGUCUCGACCGGCAGCUCUUCAGUCCAGAAGACUACCGUCGGUUCCGUGGUCAUUACGUUCGUCUGACUUAUUUGGGCGACGAACCAUCGAGCCGGGAAACAGCUAAACAGCAAACAGCAGGCAAGCGGACGGUGGUCGGCGAGUUGCGCGACUUCACCGACCAGUUUGGCGGCGCGGCGCAAAUUACGGUCGCCGACACCGGCGAGCAGGUUGACAUCCCUUUGAGCCAGAUCCAGACAGCACGUCUUGAUCUCGAGCAGGAACUGGCCCUCGGUCCCACCGGCGGGAGGGCUUAG
This is a messenger RNA of Nerophis lumbriciformis (worm pipefish), 567 nucleotides long. Lineage: Eukaryota; Metazoa; Chordata; Actinopteri; Syngnathiformes; Syngnathidae. The record is from RefSeq and is a predicted model, not a curated record.